Messenger RNA from Pseudophryne corroboree (corroboree frog), 1750 nucleotides. Its product is annotated as tRNA N(3)-methylcytidine methyltransferase METTL2-like. Gene Ontology annotation, molecular function: tRNA (cytidine-N3)-methyltransferase activity. The transcript has 10 exons. The record is from RefSeq and is a predicted model, not a curated record. The coding region runs from base 240 to 1337 and encodes 365 amino acids. Lineage: Eukaryota; Metazoa; Chordata; Amphibia; Anura; Myobatrachidae.
CAUACUACCCACGGCUCCACCUCUUCCUGUGCUCCGAGACAUAUACUUCCCUAGUUCACGCUGACUGAUAGAAGAUGUUACUGCCCAAAGUCCUGAGACUGUUACUGAGAGUGCGGAGCUGGCGCUGAUGUGCCUGUAGCGUGGACUGGGAACCGGAGGCAGCAGCUCUCCCUCGCCAAUGCUCACGACCUCCUUUUCUUUUGGUCACACGUGGUAGCGCUAAGAACGUCCACUUCCUGAUGAGGCGUGGUUUAACUAUUGAUUGGCUCAAACGCUCCUGGUCCCGCCCCUCUACAGUCACUGAUUGGAUAUUCUCCAGAGCAUUCAUUAUCUCCGUGGUAACAGCAGGCGCUAUGGAAGAUAAGAGGCCUCGUUUCGGCAAUCGGCACCUGAGAGAUCCCAGUCAGGUUUUCCAGCACAAUGCAUGGGACAAUGUUGAGUGGUCUGAAGAGCAGGAAUUAGCAGCUCGAGAGAAAGUCCAAGAAAACAGCUCUCAGCCAGUGCCGCUAGAGCAGCAAGAGGAAUAUGAAAAUGAAGCCAACAACUUUUGGGACAAGUUUUACACUAUCCAUGAAAAUAAAUUCUUCAAAGACAGACAGUGGCUGUUUACAGAGUUCCCUGAAUUGUUUUCAAAUUUCAAGGGCCAGCUGGAUAUAGAUGGAGAACAUAAGGAGGACUCCCAAGUGGACAUGGUUAAUGUGGAAAAAGAGUUGUCAGGAUCUUCAGCAUGUUAUCGUAUUUUAGAGGUUGGCUGUGGUGUUGGAAAUACAGUCUUUCCAAUUUUGCAGACAAAUAAUGACCCCGGCCUUUUUGUAUACUGCUGUGAUUUUGCAAGUACUGCAGUGGACAUUGUGAAGAGUAACCUUCAUUAUGACCCAUCCCGAUGCUUUGCCUUUGUUCAUGACCUCUCUGAUGAGCAGUCUUCUUUCCCCAUUCCCGAGGAGAGCCUAGAUGUUGUUAUCUUGAUCUUUGUCCUCUCUGCUAUCCAUCCAAGCAAGAUGUCAGGCGCCAUUACACGACUUAGCAAGUUGCUGAAACCUGGUGGAUGCAUCCUCUUAAGGGACUAUGGCCGCUACGACAUGGCACAGCUACGCUUUAAAAAAGGACGAUGUCUGUCUGAAAACUUUUAUGUGAGAGGAGAUGGAACAAGGGUUUACUUCUUUACACAAGAUGAACUUGGAGAUCUGUUUACUAAUGCUGGAUUGGAGAAAGUGCAGAAUGUAGUGGAUCGGCGGCUGCAGGUAAACCGUGGGAAACAGCUGACAAUGUACCGCGUGUGGAUCCAGUGUAAAUACCGCAAAUCAUGUAACUCACAAGACCCAGUGAUGCUGUCAUGAGAUGUAUUAUGAUGUAUAUUUCUGGACUGCUAAAGAGGAGAAUGUUCCGUUGACAGUUCCCAUAAAAUGCUGAGAAUGCAGCCCCAUUGUUUGUCCUUUGUGUUCUGUGCCCAAAAGGUGUCAUAUUCACCAAUAAGAACAUCUCCAUAUCAACCAAUUGAAACACUUGGAAUAUUGGCUCUUAGGAAACCUCUGACAUUACAGUGGUUAAACAUUUAUGGUAAAAGGACUGUAGGGACAGUUUUGGGACAAUGUAUGCAUUCCUGUAGUGUAGUGUUAGAUGUUUUGUCACCCUUAAUCAACACUUUUCUAACUGUACCCCCAUUGUUUGAAACACUUUAAAUUGUAUCGUUUAGGACCAGCAUAAGAAUAGAUGAAGCAUAUUUUAGUGAAUAAAGUUGUUUUUUAUUAGA